Messenger RNA from Elaeis guineensis (African oil palm), 2137 nucleotides. Its product is annotated as IQ domain-containing protein IQM3. Lineage: Eukaryota; Viridiplantae; Streptophyta; Magnoliopsida; Arecales; Arecaceae. The record is from RefSeq and is a predicted model, not a curated record.
GUUUCCUCUGUUCUUCGCUCCUGUUCUCUCUCAGUUCAAAGACCUCUCUCUCUCUCGCGUGAUUCUUUCAUGGAAGUCGAGAGUGUCGCUCUUCAUACUCUCGAUCUCCCACCGCCAACAUUCCGUUCCUCCUUAAAUAUGGAAUCGGAACUGAUGGUUCUGGAAGCCGAUCAAGCUCCCGAAGCGCUCGAGUCGGCGGUCCUCGGCGGCGGUCCUCCGUCGCCACCGGUUGUCCAAUCCGAGCUGGGAGAUCUUCCGGCGGCGGCCUCUGAGCUCAACUCGAUGAUCACUGGAGCUCAUCCGGAUUCCAAAGCUCUCGGAGCUACGGCGGCGGACGAUCCGCCCUUUCCGGCGGUUCCUGGAGAUCGUCCGGACCGCGACGGCCUCGAAUCGACGACCGUCGAGCUCGGGUCAACUGUUGUCCCAACUCAUCUGGAGUGCAAAGAGCUAAAAGCAACGUCAGCAGGCGCUCCGCCCUUUCGUUUGGUACUCGAGGAAGCGGUUCUUGGAGCUCAUCCAGAACGCGACGGGGUUGAACAGCCGGUAAACGAAGCUCCCAUCUCUGUUAGAUCGGAGUCGAAAGCGGCGACGAAGGUUCAGAAGGUUUACAGGAGCUACCGCACAAGGCGCAGGUUAGCAGACUCCGCCGUCGUCGCCGAGGAGCUCUGGUGGCAAGCGAUAGACUAUGCUCGCCUCAGCCACAGUACGGUUUCGUUCUUCGACCAUCAAAAUCCGGAGACGCCGAUCUCGCGAUGGAAUCGAGUUAGCCUGAACGCUUCCAAGGUUGGUCAGGGUUUAUCCAAAGACGACAGAGCUCUGAAGCUGGCUUUUCAACACUGGAUCGAGGCUAUUGAUCCACGACAUCGUUAUGGACAUAACCUCCACUACUACUAUGAAGAAUGGUGUAAAAGCGAGGACGGCCAACCUUUCUUCUACUGGCUGGAUAUUGGUAAUGGCAGAGAUGUGGAUCUUAAAGAAUGCCCAAGGUCACAGCUUCGGAAACAAUGCAUUCAAUAUCUUGGACCUCAAGAGCGGGAGCAUUAUGAAUAUGUGCCAAUAGAGGGAAAAAUUGUGCACAAACAAACUGGAGAGCUUCUUGAUACAACUAAAGGAUCUGAAGGAGCAAAGUGGAUUUUUGUUUUGAGCACUUCCAGAAGAUUGUAUGCUGGAAAGAAAAAGAAAGGUAUGUUCCACCAUUCUAGCUUCCUUGCAGGAGGUGCCACUGUAGCAGCUGGAAGAUUCACCGCAGAAAAUGGAAUUCUUAAGUCAAUAUGGGCCUACAGUGGUCAUUAUCGUCCAUCUGAUGAGAACCUCAACAAAUUCUUGAGCUUACUCAGGGAGAAUGGGGUUGAUUUGGAUGAAGUUCAGAUACGUUCCUCAUCAAAUGAAGACUAUGAAGAUGCAAAAGAAACUCUUCAGAUUGACGGGGUGAUCGAAGCAUUUAAAUCUUCCAUAGUUCCAAGACUUGUCAUGCCUACAGAAAGGGAGAGAAGCCAAUACGUGGAACAAACUGCGGGUACCCAAGCUGAUGAGAAUGUUCAAGUUGAAACUAAAGCUAGCUACAAAAGAACGUUGUCUGGUGGCCUUCAAAGCCCGAAAGCUGAUGUUCCCCGGAAGGCAAUUUUAGAAAGAAUGAAGUCCAAGAGUAAAACAAGCUCCUACCAGCUGGGGCAUCAACUUUCCAGGAAAUGGAGCACCGGAGCUGGUCCAAGGAUUGGUUGUGUUGCGGACUAUCCUGUAGAAGUCAGGGUCCAGGCACUGGAGUUCGUGAACCUGUCACCUAGGAUUAUUCCCACACGAACUCGUUCCGAAGGAUUUGCCAUAUAUUCAUCACCCACCUCGACCUUGUCACCCACCUGGGCCGCCUCGGCUGAUGCUAGAAUUUAAACUUUCCCAAUCACUUCAUUCUUGUACCCGUACCAACCCAUUGUCCAUGGCCCGGUUUUGAGAAAUUAGAACUACAGCAUCGCAUGCUCCAACUUUUGGUUGGUUGCCCUUUCCAGCAUUUUGAUACUAGAUGCUAGGACUGGAUCUAAACUAGUGCUAUGAUGAAAGUAUAUGUAUAUCAUACAAGAUCAAUUUUGUAUGCAUGCUAUAAUAAACAUGACGAUAAAUCAACUCUCUUUUCUUGGUGACC